AUGGAGGAGGAGGAGGAGGAGGAGGGAAGUGUUGGUAGAAAGAUAACGAUUGGUGUAUGCGUAAUGGAAAAGAAGGUGAAAUGCGGCUCCGAGGUUUUUUCGGCUCCGAUGGCCCAGAUUUUGGAUAGACUACAGGCUUUUGGUGAAUUUGAGAUCAUACAUUUUGGGGACAAGGUUAUUGUUGAGGAUCCUAUAGAGAGGUGGCCAAUAUGUGAUUGCUUGAUUGCCUUCUAUUCCUCUGGUUAUCCACUCGAAAAGGCUGAGGCAUAUGCUGCAUUAAGAAAGCCUUUCCUUGUAAAUGAAUUGGGUCCACAACACCUUCUUCAUGAUAGAAGGAAGGUAUAUGAGUGUCUUGAAAUGCAUGGAAUUCCUGUUCCAAGAUAUGCCCUUGUAAAUAGAGAAGUGCCGUAUCAAGAGCUGGAUUAUUUUGUUGAGGAAGAAGAUUUUAUUGAGGUUCACGGGAAUCGCUUUUGGAAGCCUUUUGUGGAGAAGCCUGUUAAUGGCGAUAACCACAGCAUUAUGAUAUAUUACCCUAGUUCAGCUGGUGGGGGUAUGAAAGAAUUGUUCCGGAAGGUUGGUAAUCGGUCAAGUGAGUUCCACCCAGAGGUUAGAAGAGUGAGACGUGAAGGCUCUUUUAUAUAUGAAGAAUUUAUGCCUACAGGAGGAACUGAUGUCAAGGUGUACACAGUUGGCCCUGAGUAUGCACAUGCUGAGGCAAGGAAGUCUCCUGUUGUUGAUGGUGUUGUUAUGAGAAAUCAUGAUGGAAAAGAAAUCAGGUAUCCUGUGCUACUUACUCCAGCUGAGAAGGAAAUGGCAAGGGAGGUUUGCAUUGCAUUUAGGCAAUCAGUCUGUGGGUUUGAUCUUCUACGUUGUGAAGGCCGUUCAUAUGUCUGUGAUGUGAAUGGAUGGAGUUUUGUGAAGAACUCCUACAAAUAUUAUGAUGAUGCUGCUUGUGUGUUGAGGAAGAUCUUUCUAGAUGCAAAAGCCCCCCAUCUUUCUUCAACAAUUCCACCAACUUUACCAUGGAAAGUCAAUGAACCGGUUCUACCUUCUGAGGGACUAACACGUCAAGGAAGUGGGAUCAUUGGCACAUUCGGGCAGGCUGAGGAGCUAAGAUGUGUGAUUGCUAUUAUUCGUCAUGGUGAUAGAACUCCAAAGCAGAAGGUGAAGUUAAAGGUUACUGAGGAAAAGCUGUUAAACUUGAUGCUAAAAUACAAUGGAGGGAGACCUAGAACUGAGACAAAACUUAAAAGUGCUGUUCAGCUGCAAGAUUUGUUAGACGCCACAAGAAUUCUGGUACCACGUACUAGACCUGAUCGGGAAAGUGAUAGUGAAGCUGAAGACAUUGAGCAUGCUGAAAAACUUCGUCAAGUCAAAGCAGUUCUUGAAGAGGGGGGACAUUUCUCUGGCAUUUAUAGGAAGGUUCAACUAAAGCCAUUAAAGUGGGUUAAAAUUGCAAAAAGCAAUGGGGAAGGUGAAGAAGAACGACCUGUUGAAGCACUGAUGGUUCUUAAAUAUGGAGGUGUUCUUACGCAUGCUGGCAGAAAGCAGGCUGAAGAACUGGGUAGAUUUUUCCGCAACAAUAUGUAUCCAGGUGAAGGUACUGGCUUGCUUCGCCUCCAUAGUACAUAUCGUCAUGAUCUUAAGAUAUACAGCUCUGAUGAGGGUCGUGUACAGAUGUCUGCAGCUGCAUUUGCCAAAGGCCUCCUCGACUUGGAAGGGCAGCUAACACCAAUCCUGGUUUCACUUGUUAGCAAGGACUCUUCUAUGUUGGAUGGACUUGACAAUGCCAGUAUUGAGAUGGAAGAAGCUAAGGCUAGGUUGAACGAGAUCAUAACUUCGGGAGCAAAGGACAUUCAUAGCAACAAAUCGCCUGAUGCACCUUGGACGGUCGAUGGAGCUGGACUUCCUUGUAAUGCUUCUGAGCUUCUACCCAAAUUGGUGCAACUGACUAAAAAGGUCACUGAACAAGUGAGACUACUUGCUACUGACGAAGAUAAGAAUCUUGCACAGACAGCAUCAUAUGAUGUAAUUCUUCCAUAUGACCAAGCAAAGGCCCUUGGCAAGACAAACAUUGAUGUUGAUCGUAUAGCUGCUGGAUUACCCUGUGGGAGUGAGGGAUUUCUUCUGAUGUAUGCACGGUGGAGAAAGCUUGAGAGAGAUUUGUAUAAUGAACGCAAAGAACGGUUUGAUAUUACACAAAUUCCGGAUGUUUAUGACUCUUGCAAAUACGAUCUCUUGCACAAUGCACAUCUUAAUUUAGAAGGGUUGUGUGAACUCUUCAAAGUUGGUCAGUUACUUGCGGAUGGUGUUAUCCCUAAUGAAUAUGGGAUCAAUCCAAAGCAGAAGCUAAAGAUUGGCUCAAAGGUUGCUCGUCGCUUGCUGGGUAAAAUUUUAAUUGAUCUGAGGAAUACUCGUGAAGAAGCGAUCAGUGUUGCUGAAUUGAAGAAUAAUCAAGAUCAAUCCACUAAAAUUGGGAAAGAGGAAAUAGAGUACCAUUUGAAGUAUCACAGUAAGAAUGAAGAUGGCAGGCGGGCUAGUUUUACCAGUGAUAUGUCAAUGGAUCAGGAUGAUGAUGAUGAUAAAGAGAUCAAAUACCGCUUGGAUCCAAAGUAUGCUAAUGUGAAAACACCAGAACGACAUGUGCGGACACGCCUUUAUUUCACAUCGGAGUCACAUAUUCAUUCCCUGAUGAAUGUCCUCCGUUAUUGUAAUUUGGAUGAAUCUCUCCAAGGAGAGGAUAGCCUUGUUUGCCGUAGUGCUUUGGAGCGUUUGCACAAAACAAAGGAGCUUGACUACAUGAGUUAUAUUGUUUUGAGGAUGUUUGAGAACACUGAGGUAGCUUUAGAAGACCCAAAAAGGUUCCGCAUUGAGAUGACUUUUAGCCGAGGUGCAGAUUUAUCUCCCCUGGAGAAGAACGAUAGUGAAGCUGCCUGGUUGCAUCAGGAGCACACAUUACGAAUAAUGGGUCCUGAAAGGCUACAAGAAGUCGGGUCAUAUCUGACAUUAGAGAAGAUGGAGAAGAUGAUUCGGCCAUUUGCCAUGCCAGCAGAAGAUUUUCCCCCACCAGCAACACCCCAUGGAUUCUCCGGCUACUUCUCCAAAAGCGCAGCGGUGCUUGAGCGGCUGGUAAACCUUUGGCCCUUCCAUAAGUAUGGAACCGCUAACGGCAAGUAGUACAAAUAUCUUUACACUAUCUCUAUCUUCAAAAAAAAAAAAAUAUCUCCUUUUCCACCUUUGUUCUUUUCUUUCCAUAAACUAAUGGGUAGCUUGAAUAAUCAGUGAAAGUGAGGUUUGGUAAUUUUCCUUUGGAAGAAAUUUUGAAAAGAAAAAAAAGCAACGCACGUGGACAACAGGAAAAGGACAAAAAAAAGAGAGAGAGAGUUAAUUGUCCAAAAAUUUUAUUUAUAAAUGUUUUGGUAGGUCAGGUCCUGCAUAAGAUUUUUUAAAUCAAUAAGUUUUAUUUGGUAAAAUUGAUAAUA
Camellia sinensis is the source of this 3482-nucleotide messenger RNA. The record is from RefSeq and is a predicted model, not a curated record. NCBI's taxonomy places the organism in Eukaryota, Viridiplantae, Streptophyta, Magnoliopsida, Ericales, Theaceae.